Molecule: messenger RNA, 3485 nt
Organism: Doryrhamphus excisus (bluestripe pipefish)
Lineage: Eukaryota; Metazoa; Chordata; Actinopteri; Syngnathiformes; Syngnathidae
Gene: bcl7a
Product: BAF chromatin remodeling complex subunit BCL7A
Source: RefSeq, a predicted model, not a curated record
CUGCCUCGGUUAUCUAACAAGGAGAAAGCUUUGUUGGGGGGGAGCGAUGAAUGAAAUAAUAGGAGGAUGAUUUUCGGCGUUCUUUGACGGGCUUGACUUUACAUGCGGCUCGGCUGUACACACGGGAGCCUUCACCCGGUGCCGGCUGCUCGUCCGACUGCCGAGCUGCUGCUCUUCCCCACCGCCGUGCUGGAGCCAGACGAAGCCAUUUCUGCAGUCACAUGAAGCCGCCUGACGCGGAGCACGCACGGGGGUGGAGGACUUUUAAAACGCCCCAAGCUAGCCACGGUUCUCUGAAUGGCUUUACCGUUUCCACGACGACGCCCUCGACUCGGAGCAGUUGGGAGUUUUCCGUGUGGACUUUUAAAACGAGCGCUUUUUUUUCUUUUUCCAAGUGCCGGAGAACAAGGCUCGGUGGGGGUGGGGAGCGGGAAGUGGGUUGCUGGAACGGGUGGUGAAUGAUCGAGAAGAUCGCAGCUUUUUUCAAUAAAAACGCUUGUUUCCACGUUAUAGUCCUACUUACACAGCGUGAUUAACAUUGUUAAUAUAAGCACUACAGUACGUAGUACACGCACGCGCCUCUUUUCCGAGCCACAAUACCAAACUAGCCAAAGAAAUUAGUAUUGUUUUAAACUUUGUAUUCAUUUCUAAAUUGGGCUCGAUAUACUUACAAUAUGUUAUUUUUCUUAUAGCCUCUUCAUGUUAAAGUUAUAAGACUCCUAGAAAAAAAUGCUGAAUGCUAGCAUGUGCUACAAGCUAAAAGUUACAACAGAUGAACAACGUUCUAACCUUCGCCUGGACCAUUGGCGCGAUAGCUAAUUUAUUUAAGUACAAUGUUGUAUAAGAUUAAAUAUGUUCCACUAAAAUGUGAUGAGUCUAAAUAUUACUUUACCGCACGUGAACGUCACUGCCGGGUUGACUCCAUGUCAACAAUAUGACUUCCGGUUUUGCUGUCCGUCAGUACUGUAGAAGAACUUUGUUGUAACUUCAUAUUUAUUGUCUAAACUACUACUACUACGAAGUUAAUAAAUGUUGACCUGAACGCGAUUAUUUCUACAUUAAAAAUGUAAAAAUAAAAAAAUCGCGACAUGUAAACGUCACUUCCGGAUUGUUUACCUGUCGACGAUGUGACUUCCUGUUAUACUGCUACUCGAUAGUAGCUCUAGCUUCAUAUUUAUUGUCUAAACGCCACUGAAAAUUCAGCUACAAUGUCGGUAAAUAUUACUGCAGUAGAGGUGAAGAUGUCACUUGCGGUCAGUGAGCGGCAACAAUAUCACCUUAGGGAGAAGAAAUGGGUGACUGUCGGAGACACGUCUCUGCGUAUCUACAAGUGGGUGCCAGUGACGGAGCCCAAGUCAGAUGACAAAAAUAAGAACAAGAAGAAGGGCAAGGACGAGAAAUACGGCUCAGAGUUGACAACCCCGGAGAACAGUUCCUCUCCCGGGAUGAUGGACAUGCACGAUGACAACAGCAACCAGAGCUCCAUCGCCGACUCGUCGCCCGUCAAACAGGAAACCAGCUGCAGCACCAGUCCGGCACCGGAGUCCACUACAGCGUCUCAUCGUGAUGACGGCAAGACCGAUCAGAGUCCUGAUGCCAAGAGAGGUAAGACCGCAUCAUCGUCAGACGGUUCGGAUCGAGGGCAGAGCAUCAAGAGAGAAGGAGAGAAAGACGCCUCGGACAGCAAAGCCACUCAGGAUGUGGAUCAAGCGGCCCCGCCCAGCAAGAAGAGCAAAGUAGAGUGUCAGGACUUUGAUGAGAGUUAAACCCCCCUCCCCCUUUCCUCCCCUCCCUCCAUUAACUCGAUUUGGGCUAAUGGACUCACCCCACUCCCGACCCUAACCCCUCUUGUCUGAAGGGAGAAUUGACGUCUCCCCCUCUUCUGGGUACUCCUCCGCAAGAGCCCCCCCCCCCCCCCCCCCCCACCCCCAACGUGCUUCCUUCCACGUGUGACCAGGAGGGUGGCGCCCGGGUAUCCAGAUUUAGGAAAGAUUGGGGGCGGGGUUUCCACGCUGCGACGUUGACGCUCCCGGUAGACUGAUGUUGUUUCUCUUGGUAUUUAGGAAAGUGUUUCUUCUCAGGAGGGUCAAUGCACUGUUACGGUAUGUCACAAUCGAUCACACUUUACAUUUGCUGCUCUCCAGUGGAAGCCUCUUCUCUCCCUCCAUCGCAACGUCCUGUUUGCCACGCUAGGAGGCGAGGAAGGUGCCUUGACAGCGCUUUUUGGUGCCAUCUUUUUCUUUUUUUAUGCCUUAAAAUGCUCACGGUGGUGGUGAUGUUAGCUUCAGCACCUCACAUCUGUCUAGCUUAGCAGAAAGCCUGGAAGCAAGUCGCCCCUUUCACACAUUUCCUGGGUCCAGGUUCUGUGUGAGCGGCACCGACAAAGAAUGGGCCAAGAAGCCUAAGUCAACCCGGCUGCUUUCCUUUUUUUUGGAGGUAAGGGUAGGAGCCUGUGUGACGCCGGUGUCCAUCUUCUGUGUGAAUGGCACCGUCACACGAUGUAAGGCCACGUUGACCUUGCGCCACUUUUCCCUUUCACACACUGCCUUUUAUGGCUUCUGUGUGAACGUCACCAACACAGAAUAGAAGGCAAAGGAGUCAUUCUUCCACCAUUUGUCUAUGUCGGGACUGUUCUGUAUGAGAGGCGGAGGGGCUUGGGGUUUUUGUAGUAUGAAGAGCCCCUUUCACACUGACGACAGGCUAUGUGGCUGUUCUGUGUGAACCGCACCAAUACGGGCCGGGUAGGACAGACUCAACCCGGUAUGUUCUGACAUCUUAGGUAGUACCAGAGGCCGUGUUUUGAUGGUCACUGUGUGAAAACCUUUGCUCGCUCCUUUUAUGAAGGUGGAUAAAUGGAGGACAAGUCACGGCGCUUCCAGGCUUCAUGCUAACGAGAUGUUGCACGUAUCGACGUGAACGCCACACGUUAGCAGUCCAGGUUUCUCCCGACGCCAAGGAGUGGUAAAAUGUCCCGCUAGCUUUGUCCUCACGGUGCUGACAUCACGCUUGGGUCGGUCGUCGGCGCUCCCUACUUGAAGUCUUGUGUGGGAUGCGGGAGGAGCCGGCGGUGGGUAGGCGUGGAUUGCGGUGCGGGCAUGGUGGCGUCUCAUGGACGGAGAGAAGAGCAGAGUAGAGGAUGGAUUAGCAUAUACCUCAUUCCCAGUCCAGCAGCGCUGGCGUUUCCAAUGCUACGGUUGACAUGUACACUUGUGAUUAGCAUUAUUAUUGUUAUUAUUAUUACACACACACUCACUUUUUAACCUGGUAGCUUUGAAGCCAUUGAGCCCAUCCAUCCCAGCUUCUAGUUUGAUUCUUUCUCCUCCCUCACACUCGGGACCAUUUUGUUGGACUUUAGAACUUGUACAGAUUUAUGCUUUGCUUUUUUGACUUAUUUAUUCCAUCAGUAGUGCUUGGUUUUUAUGGUCCGAUGCUUUUGUUUUCUUAAUAAAACCCACAAACUUGACUGCUGCUUAUUGAUUCUUCUA